GUCCUCUCCGGAAGUCACGUGAGCCACACAAACUUCACUUUUGUGUCUCGGCGCCAUCACCAAAUCUCAGCGCAAGUUUCAUCUGUUCACCUCAAAUUAUGCACAAACUCUGAAACCCUCGAGAGACACUGGUCCCGAACCACACCAGACCCGAAGCCACGGCUAUCAGCGCUUAAGUUUCCACUUUUAACUCUUGAGGAGCGGUGAGCUCUCAGUGCCAGCCCCGCCGUUAGCCUGUUAGCCUGCGUUAGCAUAGCGUUGGCUUAGCUUUAGCCUGUGACGUUGUUUACGGAGGAAAGUCUGUAUUUUUACAGUUUGUAUGUUUCCGCGAAACAGCCGUGAUGUUGGACGGAACCACGGCGCACGGCGACAGAAGUGCCACCAGGAACGGGGAGAACAGCGACCCGGUUCGGAUAUGCGGCGGCGAAGGAUUGAACCGAGCCCGGCUGAAGAAGGACCGGGGCCGGCGACUGCACAAGCCCGGCUCGGGAGCGCGACUCUCGGACAUCAACAACAACCACCAGUCACUGUCCUCCACCUCAUGCACCGGACCAAACCGCGCCGCGGGACACGCCGGAGCUGAGCCUCCGGGACCGAACCAAGCCGUGCACCGAACCGACAUCCGGAGGGAGCUGAAAUCCAAAGGAGGGAAAAUGGAACUAAACAGGAACUUAAACAGCCAUAAGCCCUGCCCCCAUCAGAACUCUUCUGGAACCAUCCAGAACCUGCACCAGAACCUCUUGCGGUCCUCGGCUCUGGCCCACACGCUGCUGCUGCUGCACUCCCCACAGCCCUCACGGCCUGGUCCAGAACCCAGUCCAGAGCCUGGCCCAGAACCCGGUCCAGAGCCGGCCUACGCGGGGCCCAAGUUCAGUGAGCCACCCGCUCCCAGCGUCUUGCCCCGCCCCCCGAGUCACUGGGUUGGCUGCAGCUCCAGAGACGAGAUGAGCCUACAGCUAAAGACCCUGCUCCGAGUUCAGGACCAGGUCUGAACUGGGUCAGAAACCAGGACUAAAAGAGGGAUUGUAAUAAGGACUAAACCAGGGACUAAACAUGGACUGGCAAAUUUACAGGACUAAAGCAAGAGUUAACAAAGAGUAAAAAGGCUUCAAACAGGAUAGAAUCCAGGACUGAUCCAGGACAGAGGUGCAGAGUGGCCUGUGGAGUCAGACUGGACUCUGAAUUUGUGAUAAUCAAAGAAAUAAAAUACCAAAAUAAUGUUUGGUAAAUUCUGAUGUUUGAACAUCAGCAACAGUCAGUACAAAAAUGUACUGCGUUUAUGCUCAUUGCCACAGUAACAAGUAUUGCUACUUGUACUAGUACUUCAGUAAAGUAACAAAAGUGAAGCACCUUUUAUUCUAUUGGAACAAGUUUGUCUAGAUUCUGUUAAAGUCAACAAAAAUGUGACCAUGCGCCACUAUCACAUGACAUACAUGGACCAAAAGAGGUGGAAUAUGGCUCCGUGAGCAGUGUGUCGUUUGGGCAUUUUCUGUUUUUAACAAUGAGAAUCAGCAAUUCUCUGGGUUCUUCUGAAGUUAUUUUUGUUUUUAUGUCAAAUGUGGCAGCACUUUUCAGACAUUCUUUUCAUCUAAUGCACUGAGUUUAACAAGCACUGAGCGCCCAUUUGACUGUGUGGUUAGCGCUCCUGUCUCUCUCUGGGUGACAGAGUGGUUAGCCUGUUGUGUUCUGGUGUUCCACAGAUGUCCCUCAGGUCACACACUGAGCUGUUUUAAACGUGGACUAAAAGAUGAAAGUGAAAAUGAGAUUUUACCUUUGUUUUUAUUUAAGCACUACAUAAAAGUCAGUUUAAAGUCUGACAGAUUUCUAAAACUCUGCCAAGGCAUUGCUCCAUCUCGCAAUGGUUCUGUGCUUCACAAAACUCACACACUUGAGAGUUCUUGAUUACUGGAGAAUGGUCUGUAGUCACAUCUGCAGAUUCACCUCAGAUUUACUAAACUAAGACAGAAAGAUGAAGUGAAUUUGUCUAGAGUGGGUUAACCAACAUCUGAAGUUUUAUACAACAAACUUGAGAUCGUGUGUGUGUGUGUGUGUGUAUGUGAGAAGGAUAAUAUAUUUUAAAUAAUUUUAUGUAAUUGUUAUAUUGACGCAUCCAUUCUGUAUUUUAUUCUAAGUCAUGUUUCACUUCAGCUGCUCCAGUUUUUGUCUGAAUAAAAGGUUUUUACAUUGCUUCAUUUCAGGGUUCUGACCCCGAACUUCAGGAGCCAUUUUAAUCUUAAGUUCUAAACCUGUGUGUAAAUGAUGAUCUCGGCACAAAUAAACCAGGAGCUCAAUCAAACGUGUGAAAGAAAGGCUGUUUGGUUCAGUCACAUUCACACCAUUUCUGUUUCAGAUCCUUAAACACAUUGAGAUGUAUUUUUUCUGUAGUUUCAUAAAUAAAAGAAAUUCUAUGGAAAUAGCAG
Molecule: messenger RNA, 2420 nt
Organism: Periophthalmus magnuspinnatus
Lineage: Eukaryota; Metazoa; Chordata; Actinopteri; Gobiiformes; Gobiidae
Exons: 2
Coding region: 342-992 (216 amino acids)
Cellular component (GO): nucleus
Source: RefSeq, a predicted model, not a curated record